GCUGGGCUCUAGUGCGAGCGGAGGGGAAGGGUAGCGAAUGACUAGCCUGGGUGGUGGUGGGAUUUUCUUUGCACGGUCUGGCAUCCCCUCUGGCAGAGCCCGGAGAUUGUAUCCAGAGACGGGCUGCCCCUCCUUGGUUGCUUUAGGAAGGGAUCGCUGCGUUGGCUGAGCGCUGCCUCUUGCGCUUGUUGCAUUGCGGGCGGUACGCGGUGUGCAUCGGUGCCCGAGGGGAUCGCUCCUUGUGCACCAUGAAAGCGGUCAGUCCCGUCCGCCACCCCAGCAGGAAGGCACAGGCGGGCUGCUGCGGGGGCGCUGGAGGAGGCGGCGGCGGAGGAGGAGGUGGCGGAGGCGGGCAGUUGGCUCUGCGCUGCCUGGCCGAACACGGCUGCAAGGGGGCCCCGUCGGGCGAGGAGCCGGCGUCGCUGUGCCUGCAGUGCGAUAUGAAUGACUGUUACAGCCGGCUCCGGAAGCUAGUGCCCACCAUCCCGCCCAAUAAGCGGGUCAGCAAAGUGGAGAUCCUGCAGCAUGUCAUCGACUACAUCCUCGACCUGCAGCUGGCUCUGGAGACGCACCCGGCUCUGCUCAGGCAGCAGCAACAGCAGCCACCUCCGCUGCACCCAGGGAGCUGUCCCGCAACCACUCCCCGGACCCCGCUUACAGCUCUCAACACCGACCCGGCUGGCGCUGUUAACAAGCAGGGGGACAGUAUUCUGUGCCGCUGAACUGCACUCUCAAGGUGUGCAGCAGGCAGAUCCAGAGCCAGAGGAGCAGAGAAAAACACAUUAGAGAGGGAGGGGGAAAAAGAAAUAUCAGCCAUCAGAUGAGAGGAAAAAAUAAUUCAACCCCAGAAUCGUUUCCAUGUUUCCUUCUGAGAGAGAACCUUUCACCGUUUUGCACGUUCAUAGCAUUUUAAACAUGUCUUUUUUUCCUGUGCAUUUUAUAUCAGAUGUGAAUUGUUUGUUUAUUUUGGUGAGAGGAGACUUAAAACUUAAGCAGAAAAGUGUGGCUCUUCUGUUGGAUAGAAGAUCGAGAGUAAAUCAAACUUUAGAAGUAUAACUGUAAGGGACCGAGCAGCUGAAUUUUUGAAGCUUUACUAAUCUACCAGAGCAUUGUAGAUAUAUUUGACAUCUAUUGUUUAAAAUAGAUGAUUUUAUUGGGGCCCAGGGAACUUUCUUCUCCCUGCAGGAAUGUUACAUAUUGUAUAGAUAUAUGAGUGACAUUUCAUACUGUGUAUAUAUAGAGAUGUUCUAUAAGUGUAAGUGAGAAAAGUAUAUGCUUUAAUAGACUACUGUAAUUAUAAAAUAUUUUUAAUUAAAUAUUUUUUGUAAAUAUUAUAAAGGUGUGUAUGUUUUUUUUAAUGUGCGGGAAUAUUUCUUUAGAACAUUAUUUACAGCUCAGGUACAGAGCUGUUAAUAUGAAAAUAUCUUGACAGUUAAGGUUUUUGCCCAGUGUCUUGGAAGUUACAGCUAUAGCUAGUGGUCCUGCAUGAUUGCAUGAGAUGUCUAAUUGCAAAUAAACUCGUGUUGAGUCCAUACAAACGUGUUUUCUUCAAUCUAGAUUAAAAUGUUGGUAAUUGUAUUAUACAUUUUGAAACUACACUUUUGUCAAUUAGGCACAAGGGUUUUUAGUGCAUUAUAUACAAGUAGUGUUAAGACAGUGUUUUUUUACUGAGAUUGGAAAAACAAAUUCUAUCUACUUUUUCAUAUCGAAGGCCAAUGCUUUAGGUCUUUAAUCAGCUUUUGUAAAAUCUGCUGUUGCAUCAAAAUCAAGAAACUUACUGUGGAACUUCUUUUAACAGCAAAAGGUUUAUUGUCACAAACUUUCAUUCUUAUAGCAUAUUACAGUUAAAAAGUGAACACAGUUCUCUGCUUGGAACCAAAGGGCAAACCAUUAACAAAUGAACAGUUACUGUUUCGUCCAAAGAAUAUUGAUAUGGGAUUGUGGAAAAGCACACAAGCAAAGUCAUUAUGAUCAGUGAUGUAAAUCCAUCUUAAAAUGAACUUUAAGUAGACCAAAAAUCAGAUAACUGCAUCAAGAUUAUUUUUCUAAUACAAAAUGAGUUUCAUUUCAUUGCAGCUAUGUUAAGUUAAAAUCCUGUUUAAUCUCUGUGAUGUGUAAAUUCUACAUGUGAACAUUAAACUAGAUUUACGUGUCUUUGUACUGUGAUUCUUCUGCUUAUUUCUUCAAUCCUCUAAAUUUAUACAAUUGCUUCACUUUCUUAUACGUGUUGCUUAAUGGAUGAGUUCAUUUUAUAGCAGUCUUAUGUACAAUAAAGUUUUACAGUCUAUAAAGUAAUGUCCGAGCUAUGAGAAAGUUAUGCAUUUUGUGUGCUCAGUAGUUCACGCACCAGUGAGGUGGGAUUUUCAGACAGUGGGAGAAUUAAGCAGAAUUUAAUUGGGUGCUUUGUAAAUAGUUAGCCAACUGUGUGUGUAACAUGGUCUGUUUGAUUUAAAAAGUGGGAGGAUUUGUUUUAGAUUAUACAAGUGUCAAAAGUGUUAGGGCCCAAGGGACUUUUUUUAUUAUGUUAAAUAUUUAUGAGGAAAUGAACUGCUGUGGUGGUUAGCUAACAACUAAAGUGGUAAUAUGUUAACAAGAUGAAUAUUUUCUUGAAAUAAUUGCAUUAAGAUCAAACAAGCCAAAAAAACCAGCAAACACUUAUCUGCAAACAUGCCACUGCAAAUCUGAUAAAAUCAAUGGAGUUUCAUAUGUGAAAAACUGUUUUAAGAGACAAGAAACAGGUUCUGAAACUUCCUAUAGUCCCACCUUUGAGGUUGUAAUAAUGUUAGUUUAAUAAACUAAAUAUAAAUUCUUGUAACAUCAAGUAAUGCUUCUCUGAAGUAAAAAUAUU
Mauremys reevesii (Reeves's turtle) is the source of this 2848-nucleotide messenger RNA. It is a transcript of the gene ID4, whose product is annotated as inhibitor of DNA binding 4, HLH protein. Gene Ontology annotation, cellular component: nucleus; cytoplasm. NCBI's taxonomy places the organism in Eukaryota, Metazoa, Chordata, Testudines, Geoemydidae. Gene Ontology annotation, molecular function: protein dimerization activity; transcription regulator activity. The transcript is spliced from 3 exons. The record is from RefSeq and is a predicted model, not a curated record. Gene Ontology annotation, biological process: cell differentiation; circadian regulation of gene expression; negative regulation of transcription by RNA polymerase II. Bases 249 to 722 code for a protein of 157 amino acids.